AUGACCUCCAUGUCGAUCGCAACCCCCGCCGUCGGGCUGUCGGCUCAGGGAGCCGUCAGCAAGAAGGUCAACCAGGUCAGCUUCCUCAGCGGCAGCUCCCUCGUCUCCUCCCUCGAGAGCAAGGCCGCUGUCCGCGUGGCUCAGCCUGUUAAGACCUCCGUGCGCGCCAGCGUUGCUGCCGCUGCUCCCAAGAAGAAGGAGCACCGCAAGAACGAGGAGGGAGUUCAGGUUAACCUGUACAAGCCCAAGACGCCUUACACUGGCCGGUGCCUGCUCAACACUAAGAUUGUCGGCGAUGACGCUCCCGGCGAGACCUGGCACAUGGUGUUCAGCACUGAGGGCAAGAUCCCCUACAGAGAAGGUCAAUCCAUCGGCGUUGUUCCCCCCGGUCUUGACAAGAGGGGCAACCCCGAGAAGCUCCGCCUGUACUCCAUCGCCAGCAGUGCCCCCGGUGACUUCGGUGACUACAAGACGGUGUCACUUUGCGUGAAGCGUCUCGUGUACGUCAACGACAAGGGCGAGACUGUCAAGGGUGUCUGCUCAAACUUCCUGUGCGACCUGAAGCCCGGAGAUGAGGUUAAGAUGACUGGCCCAGUCGGCAAGGAGAUGCUCAUGCCCAUUGACCAGAACGCCACCAUCAUCAUGCUUGGAACUGGUACUGGCAUUGCUCCCUUCCGCAGCUUCUUGUGGCGCAUGUUCUUCGAGAAGCACGACGACUACAAGUUCAACGGUCUCGCGUGGCUGUUCCUUGGUGUGCCGACCAGCAGCUCUCUUCUCUACCGCGAGGAGUUUGAGAAGAUGAAGGAGAAGUUCCCCAAGAACUUCCGCUUGGACUUCGCUGUCAGCCGCGAGCAGACCAACGCCAAGGGCGAGAAGAUGUACAUUCAGACACGCAUGGCUGAGUAUGCCAACGAGUUGUGGGGCCUGUUCAAGAAGGAUAACACCUACACCUACAUGUGCGGACUCAAGGGCAUGGAGAAGGGUAUUGAUGACAUCAUGACCUCCCUGGCAGAGAAGGAUGAUCACACAACGUCAGGGAGCGCCCAAGGCGCGCAGCUCGCACGCGAUAGCCGUGGUGGGCGACAAGAUAUCACGCAGCGCGAGAGUGAGCCAAAGGCGCGCAGCUCGCACGCCAUAGCAGUCGUCGGGAACAAGAUGUUUGUGCUCGGUGUUGGGGGAGGGGUGGUUGUGUUAACCUCCCCUCUCCCCACAUUCCCCCAACAUAUCACCCAACACUCCGCAGAUCACCCAGCGCGAGGGAGAGCCCAAGGCGCGCAGCUCGCACCCCAUAGCGGUGGUGGGGAACAGAUGCUUGUGUUUGGAGGGGAGUUUGACCCCCCCCUCCUUCCUAUUCCAUCCCCCCCGAUCACCCAGCGAGAGGGAGAGCCUAAAGCGCGCAGCUCACACGCCAUAGCGGUGGUGGGGAGCAAAAUGUUUGUGUUCGGUGGGGAGUUUGAGCCGCGAGUGCCCAUCGGCAACGACGUGCAUGUGAUGGACCUGACCACCCGGGAGUGGUCCAUUGCUCCCUCUUCUGGUGACAUCCCAUCCCCCCGAAUUGGCAUUACCAUGGUGGCACUGGGGUCAACUCUGUACGUGUUUGGUGGGCGGGACGGUGACAAGAACGAGCUGAGCGACUUUUACUCCUUCGAUACAGUCACGGGGGAGUGGAGGCUGCUGACCACUGGGGAGAAAUCCCCCCCUGGCAG
Messenger RNA from Closterium sp. Naga37s-1, 1706 nucleotides. The record is from the annotation of a GenBank genome assembly. NCBI's taxonomy places the organism in Eukaryota, Viridiplantae, Streptophyta, Zygnematophyceae, Desmidiales, Closteriaceae.